This is a messenger RNA of Salvelinus namaycush (lake trout), 1935 nucleotides long. RefSeq names its product H-2 class I histocompatibility antigen, Q9 alpha chain-like. Bases 96 to 1193 code for a protein of 365 amino acids. Gene Ontology annotation, biological process: immune response. The transcript is spliced from 9 exons. Lineage: Eukaryota; Metazoa; Chordata; Actinopteri; Salmoniformes; Salmonidae. The record is from RefSeq and is a predicted model, not a curated record. Gene Ontology annotation, cellular component: external side of plasma membrane.
UGGUGGGAAAUAUAUUUCAUCUCAUAUCGCUCAGAGACAACCUUCAUAUAAACAGUCAUUGGAAAGAACGCAUAGGCCUACUUCAGAACGUCAACAUGAAGGAUUUUAUCUUGUUGGUGCUGGGAAUAGGACUUCUUCAUACAGCAUCUGCUGUGACUCACUCCCUGAAGUAUUUCUACACCGCAUCUUCUGAAGUUUCCAACUUCCCAGAAUUUGUGGUUGUGGGGAUGGUGGAUGGUGUUCAAAUGGUUCACUAUGACAGCAACAGCCAGAGAAUGGUGCCCAAACAGGACUGGAUGAACAAGCGGACAGACACACAGUACUGGGAGAGGGAGACAGGGAAUGUAUUGGGUUCCCAGCAGAGUUUCAAAGUCGGCAUCAAUACUCUAAAGCAGCGGUUUAACCAAAGUGGAGGGACUGGUGUGCACAUUGUCCAGAAGAUGUACGGCUGUGAGUGGGAUGAUGAGUCUGGAGUCACAGAGGGGUUUAAUCAGUAUGGAUAUGAUGGAGAGGAUUUCGUGGCAUUUGACCUGAAGACCAAGACAUGGAUCGCUCCAACACCACAGGCAGUCAUCACCAAACACAAGUGGGACAGAAACAUAGGUUACAAUGAGAACAUGAACAACUACCUCACCCAGACCUGCAUUGAUUGGCUGAAGAAGUAUCUGGACUAUGGGAAGAGCACUCUGAUGAGGACAGUCCCUCCAUCAGUGUCUCUGCUCCAGAAGACCCCCUCCUCUCCAGUGACCUGCCACGCUACAGGUUUCUACCCCAGUGGAGUCAUGGUGGUCUGGCAGAAAGACGGACAAGAUCACCAUGAAGAUGUGGAGAAUGGAGAGAUUCUCCCCAACGAUGAUGGAACCUUCCAGAAAAGCACCCACCUCACAGUGACGCCUGAGGAGUGGAAGAACAACAAGUAUCAGUGUGUGGUUCAGGUCACUGGUAUCAAGAAGGACUUCAUCAAGGUUCUGACUGAGUCUGAGAUCCAGACCAACUGGGGAAAGACCAACAGGGGUGCAAAUGACCCAAACACCGUUGGCCCCGCCAUUGGAGUGGCUGUAGCUCUCCUGGUUGUUGUUGUUGCUGUUGUUGGGGUCGUCAUUUGGAAGAAGAAGAGCAAGAAAGGCUUUGUUCCAGCCAGCACUUCUGACACUGACUCUGAGAACUCUGGGAAAGGUGCCCAGAAGACUUGAUAAACCUCUGCACUUCUGUGACAUCAGAGAAGGAAUGGAAACAACAAAUGUUGAACUUCCCAAGAACGUAACACAUACGUAUACUCACACACACAUCAGUCUCACACACACAAGUUUACACACACUGUAAACAUAGAAUCCAUAUAUAAAAAAUAUCUGCUGUCAGAAAUAUUCUUUGGUGAUUUCCUUGAAACAGUUUUACUUUAAUUUAAUCCAUGGUUUGGCUUUUUAAAAUUGAAUUUUGUUGAAUUAUAUAAUGUAAUAUUGCCACUGUGUGAUAGAUGUACAGUAUCUCAGUCUUACAGGUAUAUUAGAAUCAAUGGAACACCAUGAAAGUGUGUUUCUGGAAAGGAUUAGAUGGGUUUGUUUGUAGGUUUUGGUGGUAUAAGAUACAGUAAUUGUGUGACGUUAUAACUUUGCUCACACUAACUUGUUUAAUUGUAUGGCCAUAAGCCAGACAAGGCCUGUCCACAUGUUCCAUUUGUACAUUUUUCUCUUUUACCGAAAGUGGCGUUAUUUUUCUAGCUGUUUUGAUUUUAUGAUACAUUUUGAUUUAUGAUGGGGCAAAACACUUUUGGACUAUACGUUCUGUAGUUGGUGAUGGGGCAAGUGAACAUGUAUUUUAUUGCAAGUGUAAAUGUGAUCCAUUUAAGGUAUGCAUAAUCAACCAGCCUAACAAGACCAAUUAGAGACCAAAUUCAUGCAUUCUGUAAUAAUGUUCUUACAGCUUUCAAUAAAGUCU